Molecule: messenger RNA, 1879 nt
Organism: Stegastes partitus (bicolor damselfish)
Lineage: Eukaryota; Metazoa; Chordata; Actinopteri; Pomacentridae
Gene: klhdc3l
Product: kelch domain containing 3-like
Exons: 8
Coding region: 252-1580 (442 amino acids)
Cellular component (GO): Golgi apparatus
Molecular function (GO): protein binding
Source: RefSeq, a predicted model, not a curated record
CUGACAGAUAUAAAUUACGUAGUUAGCUGCCUUUAUUUCAUCAAAUACACCCUGGACACCCGAAAUAGCAGUUGAUUAACGGGUCGUUUCUUCUGAGGUGGUUGCCAUGCCAUUGACAAGCCGCUGGUUAGCGGAGCGGCUAACGCUGACUGUGGUGAGCUAACUGAUGCUAUACAGCAGAGGAAUGUGGGGAAAUGUACAGCGCGCCCUAACUUCACUGUUGAAAGAAAAUGGUCCAGUGAGCUUAGAGGAUGCCAGUGAUGAAUCAAAGUAAUCCUUGUCUGUGGACACAGCUCCCCCAGAGCAGCAGGUCUCCAUGUGACCGCUACAAGCAUGCAUGCUGCAGUUAUGAUGGACAUGUCUAUAUCCUGGGAGGCAGAGAGAACAGUUGUCUGAGGGACUUCUGGAAGUACAGUGUGGUGUAUAACGAAUGGACAGAGUUGAACUGUACCAGUGAAGCUGCACCAGAGGAGCUAGAGGAACAUUCUAUGGUGGCUCAUGAGGGUUUCCUGUAUGUGUUUGGAGGCAUGUUGGAUUCCGCGUACAACAAGUGUAGAUGUGCUCUCUGGGUAUUUGACAUUGCAAAGCAGAAGUGGGUACACUGCCAGGGAAAGACAAGAAGUCCUCAGACCCAAAUGCCUACCAACAGAAAAGGACACAGUGCUGUGGUGGUUGGCUCUGCCAUGCUCAUGUAUGGAGGUUUUGUAGACAUAAAAGGAUCCUCACAGGACUUUUGGAAGUUGGAGUUUGAUACCAUGACUUGGUCGGUGCUGAGUGGUUCUCAGCAGGGCUCAUUAGGGCCCGGUCCUAGACAUAGUCACUCGGCCAUGGCCUAUCUGGGCUGCAUGUACCUGUUUGGGGGCUUAAAAGGCUUGCGGGAGCAGAGAGACUUCUGGAAGUGGAAUUCCACCAGCCAGACAUGGAGUUCCCUCAAAAACAAGUCCGGUCCCCCCAGACUGAUGGGCCACUCAGCUGUGGCCUAUAAGGACAGUAUGCUUCUCUUUGGGGGAGGCGAGAGCCAAACCUCUCCAAUGAACUGCCUGUGGAGGUAUAGCUUUCAUACUCAGACCUGGGACCAAGUCAGCACAUUCCCAGGCUCCAACCCCCCUGACAAGAUUCACCACUGCUGUGUUGGGCUCGGUCCCAGCUAUAGGUCUAACACCAGCAGUCCCUGCUCCAGCUCCGAACUGCAGCACAGGUCGCUAGAUGGGAAACACAGGCCCUUUAAGAACAAAUGUUUCCCUGCCCCGCUCAGUUUUCUGGGGUCAGAGGCUGCUAUAGAGCUGGAGACGUUCAGUCCAGACAAGUGCUAUCACAGCAAAACACUCCAAAAUUCUUCAGAAGGGAACACAAGUAAAGAAGCUUUGAUGGGGAAAGAUGCACAGUGGAUUGGAAGCUGUUUGACCUUUGAGAACAAAGCUUUCAGGAAACAGUGGAGCUACACUGAGGAGGAGCUGCUUAAGGAGGAGACAGAAGAUAUUGCCCAGCAUCUGCCUGAUCUGCUGCUGGUUCUAGGGGGAAGACCUUGCACCAGACACAAGCCUAUCUCCAUGUGGCAAAUGACCCUGACUGACUCAUAACAGCCAACAACAAUUUUUACAUUUCUUUCUAUUAGGGAGAAGCAUUAAAAAAACAGUGUUACAUUAUCACUUCACCUGUAUGAAAUCUUAUGUUUAAAUGUUUACUGACGUUUUGUGAAUGACAAUAUAGUUUGACAUAUUUUUAUAACUUUUUUGUGUUAUCAAAAGCAAUUCUGAGUUAACAUUUAUGUGUUUCUGCUGGCACACUGGAAUUAAUAUAUAAUGUCCUUAGAAUGGUGUGCUGAAUGUGUUCCCCCACUUAUACCUACAGAAACAUACAAAGAAAAUCGCCAAACCAA